CUUUAGCUGAAAUAUGAAGUUGAAAGAGCUGGAAGGUUGUUUACAGCAAGUUGACUCAUUUGAAAAUCCGAAGUUACUGUUAGAACAAUACCCUACAAGGCCACAUAUAGCAGCAUGUAUGCUCUAUACCAUUCACAACACAUUUGGCGAUAUUGAAGAUAAAGUGGUAGCAGAUCUUGGCUGCGGUUGUGGAGUUCUGAGCAUUGGAGCAGCGAUGUUGGGUGCUGGGUUGUGCUUAGGAUUUGAUGUUGACCCGGAUGCUUUGGAAAUAUUUAGGACAAAUGCUGAAGAGUUUGAGCUGACAAAUAUUGACAUGAUUCAGUGUGAUAUCUGCUCACUUCCAUCAGACAGUUUGGUAAAAUCAGUUGACACCGUGAUAAUGAAUCCUCCCUUUGGCACAAAGCACAAUAAAGGUAUGGACAUGGUAUUUCUAAGGACUGCACUGCAGAUGGCAAGAACAUCGGUAUAUUCACUGCAUAAAACAUCCACAAGGGAACACAUUAUGAAAAAGGCAGCUGACUGGAAGGUGAAGAUAGACGUACUAGCAGAGCUCAGAUAUGAUCUACCAGCAUCAUACAAAUUCCAUAAAAAGAAAUCUGUCGAUAUUGAAGUGGACUUCAUCAGAUUCUCACUUAACUGACAUCCUGUACCUGAAGACUUUAAAACAUGAUUUUUUUUUUAUUUAAGUUUUUGCUAUUUUUUCUAUAAAAGAAGCAAAUAAAACAUUGCUUUAAGUGAUUAGUG
Molecule: messenger RNA, 744 nt
Organism: Spea bombifrons (plains spadefoot toad)
Lineage: Eukaryota; Metazoa; Chordata; Amphibia; Anura; Pelobatidae
Gene: METTL5
Product: methyltransferase 5, N6-adenosine
Exons: 7
Coding region: 14-640 (208 amino acids)
Biological process (GO): rRNA methylation
Molecular function (GO): rRNA (adenine-N6-)-methyltransferase activity; nucleic acid binding
Source: RefSeq, a predicted model, not a curated record